This is a messenger RNA of Vicugna pacos (alpaca), 1963 nucleotides long. It is a transcript of the gene TMEM102, whose product is annotated as transmembrane protein 102. The record is from RefSeq and is a predicted model, not a curated record. NCBI's taxonomy places the organism in Eukaryota, Metazoa, Chordata, Mammalia, Artiodactyla, Camelidae.
GGGCGUGGUUGUAACUUAGGGGCGUGGCCUUGUGGGCAGCAGGAAGAAGUUACCUGUUGAAUCCUUCUAACCAUCUUCUUCUCAGCCCUUGCAGCUACCCCUAAGAGGGAAGCUGCAAACCAUAAACCUCUUCAGAAAAAGAGGUAACGGGAGGCAGACAAGGAGCAGCGGAGGGAACUGACUAUUGCAUUCGGUAGGAGGGGCCCAACAGCUACUUUUUACCUGAUGAGUCAGGUGAACCGGUCCGUGGGCGAGGGAGACCAGCGUAUGAGAAAAGGGCUAGGACGGAGGAGGUAUUUAUUUGUUCGUUUUCAAGAUUAUAUUUAGAGCCCUUGAUCUGCAGACCCAUUGGCCGACUGUGGGGCACUCCCUCGGCCUCGGGAAGAGAGAACGCGGGAGACUUUUCGGCAGCAAAAGAACGACCCAUCCGGGUUUCCUACCGUCCGUGUAUUUCCUAGCCCCAAAACUAUAGAGCCACAUGGCUUCCGCGGUCUGGGGAAGUGCUCCCUGGUGGGGCCCACCGCCCCCAGCCCCAGCCCGGCCGCUCACGGAUAUCGACUUUUGCUCUGGGGCACAGCUGCAAGAACUAACCCAGCUGAUUCAGGAGCUAGGUGUUCAAGAGAGCUGGAGCGACGGGCCCAAGCCGGGACCAGACCUCCUCCAGGCCAAGGAUUUUGUUUUCUCUCUGCUGGGUCUCGUUCACCGCCGGGACCCUCGCUUUCCUCCCCAGGCUGAGCUCUUGCUGCUUCGUGGAGGGAUUCGCGAGGGCUCCCUGGAUCUGGGGCCUGCACCUCUAGGUCCCUAUGCCCGGGGGCCUCACUAUGACGCCGGCUUCACACUCCUGGUGCCCGUGUUUUCGCUAGACGGCACUGGACAGGAGCUACAACUGGAUGUGGGAUCCUGUUAUGCAUGGCUCUGCCUCCCAGAGCAAGUACACGGAACCUCAGUCCGGGAGGCAUGGCAGGAUUGCCUAGGACCCCCAGUCCCAGGGGGACGUGAUUCGAACUUCCCAACCGAAAGCGAAGGAAGUUCCAAGGACCCGCAGAGCUCUGUGGACCAGCCUCACGGCGACGUUGCUGAGCCUGGGGCACAUGUGUGUUUGGAAAAAUCACCUAGUAACAUUUCAGUGCCGGAGCUGCCUCAGGAAGACGUAACCGAUGUUGGCUUUCCCUCAUCCUUGAAAAAACCGAAUGGUGACGUCACCACAGCAGCCGACGUUAGCCCCAGCCCAGUGCCAAAGCCGUCGGAGGCUCUGGAGGCAUGGCCCACAUUGUGCCCUGCCCAGGUGGCUGCCUGGUUCUUUGCUUCGCUGGCCGCGGUCGCUGAAUCCCUGUUCCCGGUCCCGGGUGCCCCGCGCUUGGUGCAUGCAGCCCGCCACGCCGGGUUCAGCACCAUCCUCCUGGCUACUCCUGGGCCCCCGCGCCGCCUUCUGCUUUUCGACCUGAUACCCGUGGUGUCCGUGGCCGGCUGGCCCGAGAGGGCCCGUAGCCACUCUUGGGCCGGGCCUCUGGUUUCGGAGUCUUCCUCCUUCUACCUGGUGCCCGGCGGUGGCACAGAGCGGUCGGGCGCCUCCGGAACCCUGGGGUUCCGCCCGCCCAGCUUCAUCCCCCUCUUUCCCGGCGUCUCCGCCCCCUGCCCCGCCCCCGAGCCGGCUCUCGGAGGAGGGGGAGCUGCUGUCACCGCCGCCGCCUCAGCUUCCCACAGCCGCUACCGCUGCCGCCGCUGCCGCCGCUCCGCUUGGUCCAGCCGCCAGGCCCAGUGCUCACUUCGCCGGACCAGGGCUCUCUGCGGAGGCACCCUCACUCCUUCGUGGGGUCCGGGACGCCUAGCCAGGCGUGGGGGGAAGCUCCGCUUGCGGGGUACAGGGAGGGAGGAGCCUGGAGCCGGAGCCAGCGCCAGCCGUCGCCGGAUCGACAAGACAGGGCAGGUGACAGAGGGCCCUUCAGACAACCACCUGGUGUAA